Manihot esculenta (cassava) is the source of this 2171-nucleotide messenger RNA. Its product is annotated as hexokinase-3. Gene Ontology annotation, biological process: intracellular glucose homeostasis; glucose 6-phosphate metabolic process; glycolytic process. Gene Ontology annotation, cellular component: cytosol; mitochondrion. The transcript is spliced from 9 exons. Gene Ontology annotation, molecular function: glucokinase activity; ATP binding; fructokinase activity. The record is from RefSeq and is a predicted model, not a curated record. The coding region runs from base 392 to 1912 and encodes 506 amino acids. Lineage: Eukaryota; Viridiplantae; Streptophyta; Magnoliopsida; Malpighiales; Euphorbiaceae.
AUUCCAAUCCUUUUUGGUGCAAUGGCCAAUAUCUCUCUCUACAGUUCCACAAAAACUCUACCCUCCAUCUCCUUCUCCGGUAAACCUUUAUAAAAAAAAAUUGAAAAAAACAAAAACCAACUCUUCUAAGCCUUUCCUCGAACAGUUCGUCUACAAGAAGAACUUCACCGGCGAUUAUCAUCGUCACGGAACCGCCGGUUGGAACCUGAAAUACCUUCAAAUCAAUAGCCAAACAGAAAACGACUUGUUCUUCUUUUCUGUUUCAUACUAUAGGUCAUUUCCAGAGCAUAACAACCAGCUUUCGUGAUGAAGCGGCGGCGUUUUGGUGAUAAAGCUUAUAUGUAAGUGUCGAUUGGUGCAUUUUUAUACCUACGCAAAGGGGGUAGUGCUGAUGGGAAGGGUGACGGUGGCGGUGGCGAUGAGUGUCGCGGUGGUCGCAUGUGCGGUGGCGGGAGUGGUGGUUGGCCGGAGGGUAAGAAGUAGGAGGAAGUGGAGCAGAGUGGUGGGAUUAUUGAGGGAGUUGGAGGAGUCAUGUGAGACCCCUGUAGGGAGGUUGAGGCAGGUGGUAGAUGCUAUGGCCGUGGAGAUGCAUGCUGGUUUGGCUUCUGAAGGAGGCUCUAAGCUCAAAAUGUUGCUCACUUUUGUUGACCAUUUACCUACUGGGAGCGAGGUCGGAACUUAUUACGCCCUAGAUCUUGGUGGUACUAAUUUUAGGGUCAUAAGAGUUCAACUAGGAGGUAGAAGGUCCUCAAUCUUGUCAAAAGAUGUGGAACUGCAACCUAUUCCUCAGCACUUGAUGACAAGCACUAGUGAGGACCUUUUUGACUUUAUUGCUUCGACAUUAAAGCAGUUCAUUGAAAAGGAAGAAAAUGUUUCUGAGUUUUCUUCUCUUAGAAAAAGAGAACUUGGAUUUACAUUUUCUUUUCCCGUGAAACAAAUGUCUAUUCAUUCAGGCAUCCUUAUCAAAUGGACAAAAGGAUUUGCUAUUGAUGGCAUGGUUGGAAGAGAGGUUGUUGAACAUUUACAAGCAGCACUGUCCAGGAAUGGUUUAGAUGUGCAGGUUGCAGUAUUGGUAAAUGAUACUGUGGGAACACUUGCUCUCGGACAUUAUCAUGAUGCUGACACUGUUGCUGCAGUGAUAAUUGGAACGGGUACUAAUGCUUCCUAUCUUGAGCGGGCAGAUGCUAUUAUAAAGUGUCAAGGCCUUCUUACAACUUCUGGAGGCAUGGUUGUGAACAUGGAAUGGGGAAAUUUCUGGUCAUCUCAUUUGCCAAGAACUACUUAUGAUAUUAACUUGGAUGCUGAAAGCCCUAAUCCAAACGAUCAGGGUUUUGAGAAAAUGAUUUCAGGACUAUAUCUAGGUGAAAUAGUUAGGAGAGUGAUUCUCAGAAUGUCACAGGAGUCCGAUAUCUUUGGGCCUAUCUCUCCGAGCUUGUUAGUGCCAUUUAUUUUGCAUACACCCUUUGUGUCUAAAAUGCACGAGGAUGACUCUCCCAAUUUGCAGGAAGUGGCUAGGAUCUUGAAAUUAAAACUGGAGAUUCCAGAAGGCCCUUUGAAGGUUAGAAAGCUUGUUGUAAGAAUAUGUGAUGUGGUGACCCGCAGGGCUGCUCGAUUGGCAGCUGCUGGCAUUGUGGGAAUCUUGAAGAAGAUUGGCCGGGAUGGGACAGGGGGCAUUACCAGUUUAAGAGGUAGAAGUGACAUGAAGAUGAGAAGAACGGUUGUUGCAAUUGAAGGGGGUUUAUAUACAAGCUACGCAAUGUUCAGGGAGUACUUGCACGAAGCUUUGAAUGAAAUAUUGGGGGAAGACAUCGCCCAACAUGUCAUUCUUAAGGCCACAGAAGAUGGAUCAGGCCUCGGAGCAGCUAUCCUUGCUGCCUCACAAUCGUCCUACACUGUGGAUAGCGUACAGUAGCUAUAAAUAUAUAUUAUUUAUAUAUACAUAUAGCCCCUGUAAAUGUAGAAUUCAUUUCAAUAUAUUAAAAGGGUCGUCUCUAAAUUUCAUCUUUCCAAAUGGGUUCUCACUGUAUCUUUAUGUUCUUUAAUUUUUUGUUUUCCCUUGCACAUUUUUGGUUUACUUUUCUUUCUUUAUAGCCUGUUGUAUAUUGAUGAUGUCAAAUGUGAAUGAUGUUCUUUAUUUAUCUAGAAAUGAAGAAGUGAUGUCUUUUACAUUC